GAGAGAUUGAGAGAGUAGGAGCAUGUUUUCGUUCUGAAUACCAAGUCAACGGCAAACACUGCUGGGCUGGCCUAGCUUGCUUUCCAAGACCAUCUAGUAACAUACAUGGCAGAGGCUCCUUCAAACAUUCACAGACGCGUGGGCUUUUUCAAGAUAGCGAAGCUUCACUGUCUCAACGGUGCCGUUUCAUGCAUUACCACUCCUACAAACAAAGACAAUCUUUAAUUUAUUACUACUUCGACACACGAAGAUGAGGAAAAAACAAUCGUAUAACAACAACAUUUUCUCGGAAAGUUGUUUUCUUUCCAACAAAUCUUUUUACAUUUACAUUGAUAACCCCAACUUCUCGGUUUUAACGAUAAUAAAAACAAGCAUUUGCUUUUGUUUUCUUUCUUUCUCUCUCUCUUUCGGAAAGACAGUUUGAUGAGUUCGUUAUUUGUUUGUAUCUAAAUGUAUAAAGGCAAAAGUGUGAGACUUUGAUUUGAAAAAGCUUAAAGUUGUAUGUCGUUUUCUUGGUGAUAAUCUCGUCUUUCUUUUUAUGGGUUUUGUCCUGGAUUUUUAUUGGGAAAAUGGGUUGAUCCUGAAGUGGAGUUUUUCUGUUUUAUUGUCUGUCUUUUUGAGGUGAAAAGGUUUGUGGGUUUUUAGGUUAUUUGAGCUUUGGUUUGAACAUUUCAGUGGUUUUCUGGUUCUGGGUAUUCCUUUGUUUUGUUUAAUAAUGUCUUCUGAGUCCAAAGUUAGGUUAGUUCGCUGCCCUAAGUGUCAAAAUCUAUUACCAGAACUCCCAGAUUACUCUGUUUAUCAAUGUGGUGGCUGUGGUACUAUUCUUCGAGCAAAAAAGAAAGUCCCACAGACUGAUGUGUCAUCCGAAAGGUCAGAUGAAGAAAAGGGUGAAGGGGGUUCUGAGAAACUAGAGAAUUUGAUGGAGAAAAGGAGUGGUAAUGUGAGUUUGUCUUCUGAGACUGAAACUGGGAAUUCUGGGAUUAAGAUUAUUAGGAGAAAUGAGAGAGUCCCUGUAGAAGUAAAAGUUAAUGUCAUUAAUGGGUUGCAAAGAACAGAAAAGAAGCAGGUUUUGGUUGGGGAAUAUGUUAGUGUUAGUGAAGAGUUAAGCAAUUUAAGACUCGAGAAGAGUGUUGAAGAGAAAGAACAUCGUUAUGGUGAUAAAUAUAGUCGAAUGUCAGAACCCCGGAUGGAUCAGUGGACUCGUGGAAGUAAUCAAUAUAUGGACAUGAACAGAUCUGAGUCUGUUAACUCGAGUGUAGGAGAUAUGACAGCCCAAGUACAUAGGCUAGCAGGGUCCUUGAGAUCGAAGGCAGCAGUGGAUCGAAAGGGUGUAGGAAGAGGUAGGUAUGAGGGGUUUUAUGGGAACAAUGGCUCUGUUGCUGAGCAUGGUAGAACACCAACUUUGGGUUAUCCCGACGAGGGGCCAUCAAACAAUGACCCGUAUUAUUUUCAUGGCCAUGAACAGCAGAUGAAUAGCAAUAAUCGUGUCAAUGUGCCUGAUGGAGUUGAAGAUUUAGAGAAGGAACGAGCUGAGCUUAUUAGAAAGCUGGAUGAGUUGAAGGACAAAAUUAGCAAAUCAUAUUGUGUUGCAGACAAACCUGUAGAAAGGAAACCUGUGGAUAGGACUCCGCAUUAUCCUUAUGGCAAUCAGGGUACUUAUAAUGCUUCUAUGCAGCCACCUGCCAUGGAGAUGCAGAUGCCAAGGGCUUACUCCAACUAUAGUCAUAGACCACCUUCUUUUAUGACUCAUCAUAACAUUGAUGUCCCAAACUUCUAUCCUCAUCAAAAUCAAUUCUUGAAUAAGGUUCCAGAAUAUAAGGAUUCAAUGCAGCCACAGAUGACAAGGAGGCCUCACCUUCCACCGCCCCAUCAAUACCCUCACACAUCUCCUCACGAAUACUAUUCGGGACAGUAUAGAAAUUGUGAUUUAGAUCCCAUCACACCGUAUCCACAUGAAACCUAUUCCCAUCCUCCUACAUGCUCUUGUUUAAGAUGCUACAAUCAGAAUUUGAGGGUUCCUCCCCGAGUCCCACCCACCAAAGAUAUAGCCAAUUCAAAUUUUUACCAUCCUGAAGUUCCUGUUACAUCUGGGCCGCAGAGUCAUCCUCCGCCGCAGUCUCUUGAUCCAAAGCUGCAAGCCAGAUGGCCAGUUGGCCAUGAUUCAGACAAUGACCGUGUUGGUCAACGAAGAAGGCUGGUGGAAACCCAUUGGACUGGGCGACUUUACCGCCCCAUUGCUGGUGGUGCUCCAUUCAUUACAUGCCAUAAAUGCUUUGAGUUGCUGAAACUACCUAGAAAGCUUAGAACGAGAGACAAUAAUCCUCAAACGCUUCGGUGUGGUUCCUGCUCAACUUUAAUUUUAGUUGAAAUUGAGAAUAAGAAGCUUAGUUCUUCUGAUCCUGAGGAACUCAAGCACGUGUCUGCUAAGACUGACCGAAAUUCUCCAGAUAGCCCUGUAAGUUCAAGUUGUUUGAGUGUCAAAGGCGCCAGCUCCUGCUCUGAAGAUUUUAAAAAUUCAGGUUACAACUUCCGGUUGGCUGAUAUGGGAAACAGUUCCCCAGUGGAAGAUGAAAGACUGAACUUUGACGAGUCUGAGAAGAUGUGGGGCCAUUAUUCAUCACCUUCCAUCUCUUCUAGGGAAGAGGAGAACCAAGAUUGUGUGACUGCCCAUGUUUCUGAACCUGCUGAGAUGCCUUUAAAAGAUUCAUUCUUUCCAACACCACCACGCUCACCUGUCUGGCAAGAGGCCAAUAGUCCUAAGCAUACCACAAGCAGAAAUGUGCAGGGAAGCAAGAGCAAGCGAACGUUGCGUAACAAUAUGGUCUUUAGUAGGAUCUCCUCUCAAAACAGUUCUGUGAAAGAUUCAGUAGAGGCCACUGAAUUGGAUGUUUCCUUUAGUGAAUAUCAAAACCAAACUAUGCCUCAAGACUCUGCAGAAAUGAACAAAGAAGAUCAACUCAAGUUCAACAAAAGCAGUGAUUCCUUCGUUGUAGGUUUCAUCAAGAAGAGUUUUAGAGAUAUAUCAAGAUCUAAUCAUAAUGGGGAGACUGAGAGGCCUAAGGUUUUUAUUAAUGGGCAGCCCAUACCAGAUCGUGUGGUCAAAAGGGCUGAAAAGAUAGCCGGCUCAAUUCGCCCUGGGGAUUAUUGGUAUGACUUCAAAUCCGGAUUCUGGGGAGUCAUGGGCCAACCUUGUCUUGGCAUAAUUCCUCCAUUUAUUGAAGAAUUCAACUAUCCCAUGCCAACAAAUUGUGGUGCUGGAAACACUGGUGUCUAUGUAAAUGGGAGAGAGCUUCAUCAGAGGGAUCUAGACCUACUCUCCAAUAGAGGACUUCCCACAACGAGAGACAAAUUUUACAUUGUUGAGAUUUCUGGGAGAGUUUUCGAUGAGGACUCUGGUGAAGAGCUUGAUCCCCUUGGCAAGCUUGCUCCAACGAUUGAGAGGACAAAGCAAGGAUUUGGAAUGAGAGUGCCGAACAUGGUAUUAUGAUUUGGAACCAUCGAUUUUGUUCUCCACGGACUUGUUCGGUUUCAGAUUCUCCAGUUCUUCAAGGAUAAAACAUCAAAAGGUGAUCACCUCAAAUUACCAUGUUCUUUGGAUGACCUCUUCUUAAUGGAGGUUGCAGAGCUAAAAUCCUUUGAUUUUGAUGUAUGUAUUAGUAGUAAAAAAAACUACUGCAAAAUCAUUUGCAUGUUCAUAUAUGUUGUCAGGUAGAUGAGGCUCUUUAGAUUAUUUCUUUGGUUCUUUUUGGCUAAUUCAAGUCAAAAUUCUUUUAACUAUGCUAUUUUGCAACAGAUACAAUUUUAUUUGUAUCACAAUAUUCAGCUGGUGUAAAUUAACCCUGGAAUCUUUUUU
Humulus lupulus (European hop) is the source of this 3853-nucleotide messenger RNA. Its product is annotated as protein ENHANCED DISEASE RESISTANCE 4-like. The record is from RefSeq and is a predicted model, not a curated record. The coding region runs from base 716 to 3487 and encodes 923 amino acids. Lineage: Eukaryota; Viridiplantae; Streptophyta; Magnoliopsida; Rosales; Cannabaceae. The transcript is spliced from 5 exons. Gene Ontology annotation, biological process: regulation of defense response to fungus.